This is a messenger RNA of Striga asiatica, 2850 nucleotides long. The record is from the annotation of a GenBank genome assembly. NCBI's taxonomy places the organism in Eukaryota, Viridiplantae, Streptophyta, Magnoliopsida, Lamiales, Orobanchaceae.
AUGUCGGCAGUCGAAUCGGAAUCGCAGGACCGGCAUGACCCGGUGGAGGUGUUCAUGAGCUUGGAGUCCUGGCCGUCGUCCCCCGCCGCCGACGAGCCGCCGACCGACACGCUUCUGGUGGGCUUCGUUAUCGCCAACGUGGUCGGGCUGCGUUACUACGAGGGGAGGAUCAGCGGACGGGAAAUGGUGGGUCUGGUCCGCGACGACCUGAACCCGCACGACGCGAACGCCAUUAAAGUUCUCAAUAUGAGGUCGGUGCAGGUAUUGUCCCAAAACCACCUGGAAAAGGAAGUAGAUUCAAGCUUCCCUGUCAAAUCCACAUUUUUGCGAGGGCAGACGAAUUUACGAGAAAUUGGUGGGUUGCAGUUAAUUUCAGAAAGCAAUGCGUCUUUUACAUUAUCCGAGUCUGUGGCUGUGAAAGAGAAAAAAGGUAGUGUCGCAGAGAAGAGUGUGGAUGAGAUAUUUAAACUGUUGGACUUGAAAGUUAGCAAAGAGACCUCAGAGGCAUUAGAGCCGCCAAAAGAUAUGAUAAAGUCCGAGCUCUUUCCCCAUCAGAAAGAAGGUCUGGGGUGGUUGGUUAGUAGGGAGAAUUCAAAAGAAUUGCCUCCUUUUUGGGAAGAAAAAAAUGGGAUUUAUGUGAAUGAAUUAACAAACUACCAGACUGAUAUAAGACCUGAGCCUUUGAGGGGUGGCAUUUUUGCAGACGAUAUGGGGUUGGGAAAAACUCUUACAUUGCUAUCAUUACUUGCUCUGGAUAAGGCCCGCGCUGCAAAUUCUUCUGGUUAUAUGGAUGUUGAUGAUAAUGAGGAGGAACAUAGUGCAUUUCUUAGUAAAGCGUCUAAGAGAGGAAGAGGGAGCAAAAAGGCCGUGAACUUGGCCAAAAAGAGAAAAAUCGGGGAUUUUAAUGCUAACGAAAAGGGAAAAGGACCUGCCAUUGAAAAAUCCUCUUCUUCUUCUGACCCGAUGACUACACUGAUAGUCUGCCCACCUUCUGUAUUUUCAGCUUGGAUUACUCAAUUAGAAGAGCACACAAGAAAGGGUGUUUUCAAAGUGUACAUUUACUAUGGAGAACGGACUAAAGAUACUAAGGAGCUUCAGAAGCACGACAUUGUGCUAACAACGUACAGUACACUUGCCAGUGAGGCGUAUUGUGGCAAUUGUCCUAUUAAGAAGAUUGAGUGGAGACGGGUUAUAUUGGAUGAGGCACAUGUGAUUAAGAAUGUGAGCAGUCAACAGAGUCGUGCGGUCACCAAUCUGAAUGCUAAGUGUAGAUGGGCUGUUACAGGGACACCCGUGCAGAAUAACUCUUUUGAUCUUUUUUCUUUAGUGGCUUUCCUGAAGUUCGAACCUCUUUCUGUAAAAGGCCUUUGGAAUAGUCUGAUUCAACGCCCACUUGCUCAAGGAGAUGAGAAAGGUGUCUCUCGGCUGCAGGUUCUUAUGGCAGCCAUAUCUUUGAGGAGAACAAAAGAUAAAGGUUUGAUUGGACUUCCAGCCAAAAGCAUAGAGACCGUUUAUGUGAACCUCUCUGAAAAAGAACGCAGGAUAUAUGACCAGAUGGAAGAAGAAGCCAGGAAUUUCGUUAAGGCCUACAUUUCUGAUGAAAAUAUGGUGAGAAAUUAUUCUACAGUUCUUAGCAUACUCGUGAGGCUUCGCCAGGUAUGCACGGAUAUGGCUCUUUGCCCUGAAGAUCUCAGAACUUUAACUCUACCUAGUCAAAUUGAAGACGUAAAGAACAACCCGACACUUCUUCAAAAGUUGCUCUCCGUGCUCCAAGACGGCGAGGACUUCGACUGUCCCAUCUGCAUAUCCCCACCAACCGACACAAUCAUAACAUGCUGCGCCCACAUCUUCUGCGGGCCUUGCAUCGUCAAAACCCUCAAACGAACCAAACCCAACUGCCCCAUGUGCCGAAACCCACUUUCCGAAUCCGACCUCUUCAAAGCCCCCCAAGACCCGACCCAAGCCCAACCCACCGAAAAAUCCUCCUCCACACUAUCCUCCAAAGCCGCAGCCCUUUUAAAACUCUUAAAAGCAUCUCGUGACGCGAAAGACGACCCGCCUUACAAAUCGGUGGUUUUCUCGCAGUUCCGCAAAUUGCUGAUCUUGCUCGAGGGCCCGCUGAGGGAAGCGGGCUUCGAUGUGGUUAGGCUAGACGGGUCGAUGAAUGCCAAGAAACGGGCCCAAGUGAUCAGGGAGUUCAGCGGGCCCGACGGGCCCACGGUCCUUCUGGCAAGCCUCAAGGCCUCGAAUGCAGGGAUUAAUCUGGCGGCGGCAUCUAGGGUUUAUCUGGUGGAGCCGUGGUGGAAUCCGGCGGUGGAGGAGCAGGCGAUGGACCGUGUGCACAGGAUCGGGCAAAAGGAGGACGUGAAAAUCGUGAGGUUGAUAGCGAGGGACACGAUUGAGGAGAGGAUAUUGAGGUUGCAGGAGAGUAAGAGGGCUUUGGCGAGGCGGGCUUUUGGAGGGAAAGGGCAAAAGGGUCAAAGGGAGAUUAGUAGGGAUGAGCUUGGUGUCUUGAUGAAUUUGUGAAGUUUGAGUUUCGUUUUCCGGUGGUGGUGGUGGACGGUGGUCUGGGGUGGAAUGUGUAAUAAUGUAAUUAAUGCAUAUUGCAGGGGUUUGUCUUUUGCUGAUAAUGGGGAUUUUUGUGAAUCUUUUGUAAGGGGGAAUAUGGGAAUCUGGGGUUUGAAACAAUUUGGUUAGGCUGACGAUUUGUUUGCGGACAUGGUUGUGAAAACCGGAUCGGUUUUCGAGUCAGAUCCUUUGUGAAAAAAAUGGUUUUGAAAGUACCGGUCAAAACCAGUCGAUUGAAUCGGUACACUUCUUUUAUUAAAAAAAAAAAAAACUAGUUUAAUA